AAUAGACCAUUUAACGCCAUUUGAAGGCAAGCUUGGAAGUAUACCCAAGAUAGGAUCAUGAUUCAGAUCCGUUAAGGACUCAUUCAUCCCAACUUACUACAUCACUGGGGUUUCGAAGAACAUUCUCUCUCCUUGAGAAGCUAACCUAAAAUGCUAAAGUUGGUAGCAAUAUUUGCCGCCUUGGCUGUCAGCUGCCGAGUACUGUGCCAAGAAUCUGCUUCGUACUUUGGGAAGAAAAUCGGUGACUUCAACCCGCAAGGUGGAGUGGUGGCAUCUCACAACAGUAUGGGUAGUGUCUAUGCUAUCGAUGAUAGGACUUUAUGGUUACGUGGUUUCAGCUACGAUGGUCUUGCUCCAGAUGCAUUUUUGUGGGCUGGUAUAACAGCCCAACCAAGCUCUAGUGGAGAAAUAAUUCCGAAAGAAGAUGGAAGUUUGGAAAAGUUAGGACUUUAUAACAACCAAGAUAUCGUAGUAACACUGAGUAGCGGAAGGGUAAUCACCGACUAUAAAUGGAUAUCCGUAUGGUGCCGUUCUUUCGCGGCCAACUUUGCUGACGUGUACAUUACCACUGGAUUCGUAGCUCCCUCUUCUUAUUCUCUUGGUGCUCUUGGAUUUACUCCCAGACGGUAUAAUGUAAUGGCUGAUGACGUCAUCAUAGUAGACAGCAAGACGAUUCGAUUUGAAAAUCUAUUUUACGAUGGAACUGCACCUGCUACCUAUUUCUGGGUCGGAACCGGUACACCAAGCUCAAGUGGCUUUAUAGUACCAGACGAAGACGGAAACAAGAAUACUGUUUUACGUGCUUAUACCGGGGAAACGAUUACGAUUGUAUUUGACGGUAAUCUAACAGUCUUCGAUAUUGACUACAUUAGUAUUUGGUGUGAAUCAGCGCGUCAGGACUUUGGUAGUGUAACUGUCCCCGAUUCCUCACUCUUAAAUAUACCGCCCUCAUACAGUACGCAACCAUCCGGUCCGGCAUUUGAGAACUGUGAGCAACUUAAUGAGAACAUGCAAGUUCUGUGGACAAUCAACGGUGGCUCAAUCGAUAUUCAGUUGAAAGGAACUGUACCAUUUGGUGAAUACAUGUCUUUUGGUAUCAGUGGUUCAACUACGAGGACUACAAUGAUUGGUUCAGACGUCGCCGUCGCCUGGUUCGAUGGGGAGCAAGCACAAGCAGUUGACUACUACUUAAGUGGAUAUUCACAGUGCUCCAGUGGAAAUGGUGCCUGUCCAGACGUGCAAUCCAUUCCUCAAGGAAGAAAUGAUUUAACUGGAGUAUCGGGAUCUGUGGAGGAUGGUGUUACAGCCAUUUCGUACACUAGGUUGCUUAACACGGGAGAUAUAAGAGACAAGAUAAUUCCGUCCUCUGGCGAAACAUAUGUAUCGUGGGCUAUUGGACCAGUGAACAGUGAUGGUUUAGCUGCUAAGCACUCCGUUCGGACAGAGGUUGUUUUUCCAGAUUAUGGCAAGAAAAUAAAUUUUGGCCGCACGCCGUCAAGCACAUGUACAAAUCUUGUAGUUCCCACAACACCAGUUCAAGGAUGGAAUGAGCUCAGUAUUAGUUCCAGCGUAACAACCUUUGAAGCCAAGAUAGGUCCUAAUGGUGGUCAAAAAGGCUACUCUUAUAUCACAGGAAAUGUUGGAUGGGGGAUCUCUUGGUAUAUUAAUAAUUUACUCAUUCCAAGACUGACGUUAACGCGUGGUACCACCUACACUUUCAAGGUCAACGGUGGAAAUAACCCCAGCCAGAGUGCCGAUUAUCAUCCCUUUUACCUGACCAAUGAUCCAGCAGGUGGUUAUGCCUCCCUCUCACAAGCCGAACAGGUAUUGCAAGUGAUAUACGCUGGCCCGGUGUCCGGUUCAUUAUGUCAGUACGUGAGCUCUACAGGAGUGGACCAGAGUUCCCAGUCCAGUAGUUUUCUAGAAUACUCCAACACCUUGACAUCUCAGUGCAUUUCACCUCAAAGUUCAGGUACCUUAGAAUUCACACCUGAUAGCAGUACCCCUAACAAAAUAUACUACCAGUGUUAUACCCAUCGGUACCUAGGUUGGGAGAUAGAUAUUGUGGAUCCUAGUGGAGGUACUGACGGAUGCAGCGUAGCACCUUGCCUUAAUGGUGGUCAGUGUUUUCCGACGACAACCGGCGGGUACUUUUGUCUAUGUACUCCGGACUACAGUGGUAACAAUUGUGAGGUAGCUGGUCCGUGUGCUCAAAGUCCAUGUUUUAAUGGAGGAACAUGCAUUCCAACAAUAGCAUAUCGGUGCAUUUGUCCUGCUGGCUACAGCGGAAAUAAUUGUGAACAAGUUGAUCAAACCCCUUGUGGUCAGAACCCCUGCAUGAAUGGUGGCGCCUGCACCAACCUCGGUACGACGAACUAUAUUUGCAGUUGUCCCCAAUUUUACUACGGUACGAAUUGCGAAUCAGUGAACCCAUGCACUCCUAACCCAUGCCUUAAUGGAGGAAACUGUAAUGCCAUCGGUGCCACGUACAUAUGUACAUGUGCUGAAGGAUUUGGCGGAAAUAAUUGUCAAGAUACUGUUACCACCGAUUGUAGCUCAUCGCCAUGCGUCAAUGGUGUGUGUACUCCGCAAUCAACAGGCUACGUCUGCACGUGUGUUACCGGUUACGUAGGGAUUAACUGUGAAACACCGGCAUCGUGCAACACUGGGUACUGCUUAAACGGUGGAACUUGUAGAUUCGAUAUUCUGACAGCGUCUGCCAUGUGUAUCUGCAAUAAUGACUUCACAGGCAACAGGUGUGAUACAGCACUUAUUGGAUGCAAUAUGUUUCCUUGCCAAAAUCAAGGUACAUGUAUUUCCGUAACCGGAAGUUAUUUCUGCGUUUGUCCACCUGGCUAUGCUGGCAUUAACUGUGAAACACCACCCGUCAGUCCAUGCAGUACAAAUCUUUGCUUAAAUGGAGGAACUUGUACUGAUGUCAGCGCCACUGCAUUCGUAUGCACAUGUGUGGUGGGCUUCACGGGUGUAUUUUGUGAGACCGCACUUACUGGAUGCAAUACGUUUCCUUGCCAAAAUCAAGGUACAUGUAUUUCCGUAACCGGAAGUUAUUUCUGCGUUUGUCCACCUGGCUAUGCUGGCAUUAACUGUGAAACACCACCCGUCAGUCCAUGCAGUACAAAUCUUUGCUUAAAUGGAGGAACUUGUACUGAUGUCAGCGCCACUGCAUUCGUAUGCACAUGUGUGGUGGGCUUCACGGGUGUAUUUUGUGAGACCGGUAAGUCUUAUCAGGCCAUUUUUUUUAAAGGUGGUCCCCUUCUCAGUACAGAUGUGUAUAAGAGACAGACGUACAUAUGUACAUGUGCUGAAGGAUUUGGCGGAAAUAAUUGUCAAGAUAUUCCGCAGCCGUGUAGCAACAACCCGUGCAUUAAUGGAGGCUUGUGUACCAACGUUGAUACGACAUCAUACACAUGCACGUGUCCUGUGAAUUAUUCAGGAACAAACUGUGAAACUUAUACCCCACCAACCGCUGGGGAAUGUUCAAGGGCCCCUUGCAUGAAUGGUGGAACUUGCCAAACAUCAGGCACGUGGUACAUCUGUCAAUGUCUUGCAGACUACAUGGGCUACGAUUGUGAAACCGGUGGAGAUGGAUCAAUGCCAUGUAGCUCUGCUCCAUGUUUGAACGGAGGAGUUUGUCAAAAUAUUGACACAGCCUCGUUUACAUGUACAUGCCUUCAGUACUAUUCGGGAACGGUUUGUGAAAUUUACACACCGACGACAUUACCCUGUGAUAGCAAUCCAUGUAUAAAUGGUGGCGUAUGUACGUCGGUUGACUCAAUUAGCUACAUGUGCGACUGUCCAAUGUACUACUCAGGAAGUAACUGCCAAACAUUUACGCCCCCCGAUUCGGGAGUUUGCUCUACAAGUCCUUGCUUAAACGGAGGAACAUGUGCGCCUUCGGGCACGUGGUACGCUUGUUCUUGUACAGCACAGUUUAAUGGGAGCAGAUGCGAAACAUUCGUAGAUUCGGGUGCCGAUCCUUGUUCCAACAGUCCGUGCCAAAAUGGAGCAGCUUGUGCGAUUAGUGGAGGCACCUACAUGUGUACAUGCACGAUCGGCUACGAAGGAACUAAUUGUGAAACCUUCAAUCCAGGACUGUCGUUCUCUUGCUCGCCAAACCCUUGUGCAAAUGGAGGGAACUGCGUACCCUCUGGGAAUGCGUAUUUCUGUCAAUGCAUACAAGGAUUUUCAGGAUAUAACUGCGAUCAGUAGUUUAGUCUAAAUAUGACCAUGAUGACAUCACAUCAUAAGCACAUCAUGACUAGGCCUAUAUAUGGGCAUACACCAGUUUUUUGUCGGAGAAAAUUUGUAAAAUCUGGACAAAGCUUAAUAUAUCAGCUAUUUAUAAAACACUACCGUAUUACUUAACGUGUCAACAUCUGUAUCAAAAUUUUGAUCUUUGAUAAGGAAAUGUAUUAACUUUUAUAGGCUUUAUUCGAUAAAUAUCACAUUAAAACUUAGUGUUACUAGACAAGAACUUAGAUUUGUUUAGAUGUUUGCAUAAUAGAUACUGAAAUGUUCUGUCAAUGGUAUUUGAGGUAAAUAUAUUCAAAAUUCAAAAUUCAAUAUAAAAAACAUACAUAGCAGCAACAAGGCUGAAUUGCGUAUGGGUAUUCAUGUUAUUUAUUCGAAUUAUAGAAUCAAUUAAUAAGUGGCAGAUGGGUAUUUACUAACAACAUUAAAUACAAUCGAAAGAUGUGAUUUAUAUUAUAAUAUUAGCAGUUCGAGAAAAUAUCACCAGUUAUUUACAGAACUAUAUCCACAAGGUGUCCCGCAAAAUAUUAUUAUAUACUACUAUGUUGUUAUAAUCAAAAUAAAAGUAAUAAAAAUAAAUAAUGUAAAUCCUAA
Molecule: messenger RNA, 4866 nt
Organism: Anneissia japonica
Lineage: Eukaryota; Metazoa; Echinodermata; Crinoidea; Comatulida; Comatulidae
Product: fibropellin-1-like
Exons: 29
Coding region: 151-4230 (1359 amino acids)
Molecular function (GO): calcium ion binding
Source: RefSeq, a predicted model, not a curated record